Spea bombifrons (plains spadefoot toad) is the source of this 5935-nucleotide messenger RNA. It is a transcript of the gene MYOM1, whose product is annotated as myomesin 1. Gene Ontology annotation, molecular function: protein binding. NCBI's taxonomy places the organism in Eukaryota, Metazoa, Chordata, Amphibia, Anura, Pelobatidae. The coding region runs from base 177 to 4667 and encodes 1496 amino acids. The transcript is spliced from 38 exons. The record is from RefSeq and is a predicted model, not a curated record.
UUCCAGUGACAGCAGGCAUUAUUUUUGCACUGGACCCUGAAGUCCAGUCUGUAGUUCUGGUCUCUGCAUACCCUUUUGCUGAAUUCAUCUUUCUGGAUUUUUUUUCUUCCUUACUUACCAUACCUGGACUGACAUUAUUUGCCUGCACUAAGUGUGAACAGUGAACAGGUAGCAGGAUGUCUUUGCCCUUCUACCAAAAACGUCAUCAACACUAUGACCGUGGGUAUCGUAGCACAGAACUCCAGUCUACUAUGAGCCAAUACCAGCACCAAGAGAUGCGCCAGUCGGCGUCCCACAGCAGCCAACUGGGCCUGAAGUCAUCCCAUAGAAUGAUGGAGGAUAAAUCCCAGAAGUUGAGUCCCAUGGCAAAGAGAUCAAAAUAUUUGACUCUGCGUGAAGGCAAAGAGAAUGAAGAUGUUGACUAUGUGGUUCCUCUAUUCAGAGGACGUCAUGAAUAUGCCAGUGGAAUUACUGAUACUGAAGAGGAAAGAAUCAAAGAGGCGGCUGGUUAUGUUGCCCGAAGGAAACUGCUUUCAACUGGCGAAGGGAUUAGUGUAUCAAAGGCAUCUUCUGCAUCAUCCGCUCAUUCUGAGCAGUAUCAGAAAAAAUCACGGAGUGUUUUAAUACGAGAAAAAGCAGAGCAGUUGGCACUCAAAAAGACGAUAGAAGACACUGAAGAGUUCCACAGGAAGAUAAAUGAAGAUACACUUUUACAUGCACCUGUUUUUGUCAUCAAGCCUCGUUCCCAUACUAUCUGGGAGACCCAAAACAUCAAGUUUCACUGCACUGUCAGCGGAUGGCCAGAGCCGCGUGUUACUUGGUACAAAAACAAUGUGCCCAUUGAUGAUCAGGCUAAUCCGGAGAAAUACAAAAUUGAAAGUGCAUAUGGUCUACACUCAUUGGAGAUUUACAAAUGUGACUUUGAAGACACAGCUCAGUACCAUGCAUCAGCUAUGAAUGUCAAGGGGGAAAACUCAUCAUAUGCAUCUCUUGUGGUAAAGAGAUACAAAGGGGACUUAGAUGUUACACCUUUCCCUACUUUUACUGGGGCUCCAUACAGCUUUAGCAUCACUCCAUAUGGCUUUGCUUCGAAAUUUGACAUUCAUUUUAUGGACUCUUUUGGGGUGUCCUUUGGGAAAGAGGGUGAGACACUGAGCUUGGGGUCCGCAAUCAUUAUUCAUCCGACCAUCAAACGCUUCCAGCCAGAGAUCCAGUGGUAUCGAAAUGGUGUUUUGGUUUCCCCAUCCAAGUGGACCAACAUGCACUGGAGCGGUGAACGUGCCACUUUGACGCUUACCCACCUGAACAAAGAGGAUGAAGGCCUAUAUACUCUGAGAGCCGUUAUGGGAGACUAUUAUGAUCAAUACAGUGCUUAUGUAUUUGUUAGAGAUGCUGAACCCGAGGUAACAAAUGCCCCAGCUGCACCUCUGGACGUCGAGUGCCUUGAUGCCAACAAAGACUAUGUGAUCAUCUCAUGGAAACAGCCAGCAGUAGAUGGAGGCAGCCCAAUCCUGGGAUAUUUCAUUGACCGAUGUGAAGUUGGUACCAGCCACUGGACCCAGUGCAAUGACACACCUGUGAAAUUUGCCAGAUUCCCAGUUACUGGGUUGAUUGAGGGACGUUCGUACAUAUUCCGUGUGAGGGCUGUAAAUAAAUCUGGCAUUAGCAGACCAUCCCGGGUGUCCGAAGCUGUGGCUGCUCUGGAUCCAGCAGACCGAGCCAGGAUUAAAAGUCGUCCUUCAGCUCCUUGGACUGGGCAAAUCAUUGUAACCGAAGAAGAACCCACAGAAGGAGUCAUCCCUGGGCCACCAUCUGAUCUCACUGUUACUGAAGCCACCAAGAACUAUGUUGUACUAAGCUGGAAACCUCCUGGUCAACGUGGACAUGAAGGUGUCAUGUACUAUGUAGAGAAGUCCGUUGCAGGAACAGAUAACUGGCAGAGAGUAAACACAGAGAUCCCAGUAAAGUCUCCACGCUUUGCUCUAUUUGAUCUGGCCGAAGGAAAAUCCUAUAGCUUCCGUGUGCGUUCAUGUAAUUCUGCAGGAGUUGGUGAGCCCUCUGAGGCAACAGAGGCUACAGUGGUGGGUGAUAAGCUUGAUAUCCCCAAUCCUCCAAGUAAGAUUGUGCCCACAAGAAACACGGACACAUCAGUGGUUGUUACCUGGACAGAAUCGAAGGACGCCAGGGAGCUGGUGGGAUAUUACAUUGAAGCCAGCAUCGUAGGCUCUGGGCAGUGGGAACCAUGCAACAACAAUCCAGUGAAGGGCAAAAGAUUUAUUUGCCAUGGCCUCAUCACUGGCGAGCAGUACAUCUUCCGGGUCAGGGCUGUUAAUGCAGCCGGACUUAGCGACUACUCCUCAGACUCAGAAGCUAUUGAAGUCAAAGCUGCCAUUGGGGGAGGAUUGCCACAUGCUGCUCCUUCCCCACCCUAUGACAUCACUCUUCUUGAAAGUGUUCGUGAUUCCAUGGUUAUUGGAUGGAAACAGCCCAAAAUCACAGGAGGAGUGGACAUUCAAGGCUACUAUAUCAACUACCGUGAGGUCAUUGAUGGUGUACCUGAAAAGUGGCAUGAGGGCAACGUGAAACCUAUUAGCGACAGAGCAUAUAGGGUUUUGAAUUUGAAAGAAAACACUAUAUAUCAAUAUCAAGUAGCUGCUUGCAACCUGGCUGGGGUUGGAACACCAUCUCAACCAAGUAAACCAUAUAAGUGUGAAGAAUGGACCAUUGCUGUGCCAGGACCUCCACAUGAGCUCAAUGUAUCUGAAGUUAGGGGUGACUCAAUGGUUCUUCUGUGGAAGUCUCCAGUGUACACAGGACGCACACCAGUCACAGGGUUUUAUGUGGACAUUAAAGAGGCAGAUGCACCAGAAGAAACCUGGCGAGGUGUGAACACAAAGCCAACGACAAACACAUACAUGAAGAUCAGCAAUUUGGAGGACAGUGUCCGUUACGUGCUACGUGUUAGGGCAGCUAACCAGGCUGGUGUUGGCAAGACAUCUGAUGUGACAGAUCCCGUACUGGCACAGACCAAACCAGGUACUAAAGAGGUAGUCGUGGAGGUUGAUGAUAAUGGAGUUAUUUCUUUGAACUUUGAAUGUGACCAGCUAACUCCAGACUCCAAGUUUGUAUGGUCCAAGAACUAUGAGCCACUUGAAGAUUUAUCAAGAGUAGAUAUUGAGACCAAAGGCGACAGAACUAAGGUUACUUUCAAAGAUCCGUCAGAAGAAGACUUGGGUAUUUAUUCCUGUGUCGUUACAGAGACUGAUGGAGUUUCAUCCAGUUAUACAAUAGACGAAGAAGAGCUGAGACGUCUGCUACAACUCAGUCACGACAACAAAUUUCCAAUUAUUCCACUCAAGUCAGGCUUGGCUGUUGAGAUUCUGGAGAAGGGACAGGUUCGCUUUUGGAUGCAGGCUGAGAAACUAUCCCCUAAUGGCAAGGCUAACUUUGUGUUUAAUGACAAGGAAAUCCAUAACGGUGAAAAAUACAAAAUGAAUGUGGAUACUAAAACUGGCAUUGUGGAGAUGAUCAUGGACAAACUAGAAGAUGAAGAUGAAGGAACCUUUACGUUCCAGCUCCAAGAUGGAAAAGCCACCAACCAGUCCAGCCUGGUUUUGAUCGGAGAUGUGUUUGAUAAAUUGCAGAAGGAAGCAAGAUUCCAGAGACAUGAAUGGAUCCGCAAACAAGGUCCUCAUUUUGUAGAGUACCUUGGAUGGGAAGUAACACCUGAAUGCAAUGUGUUGUUGAAAAGCAAGGUUGCUAAUAUUAAGAAGGAAACUAAUAUUUCUUGGUAUAAAGAUGAGAUGGAGAUAAUGGUGGAUGAAAAGCAUGACUUCCAGGAUGGUGUAUGUACUUUACUGAUUACUGAGGUUACUAGGAAAGAUGCAGGAAUUUAUGAGGUGAUACUAAAAGAUGACAGAGGAAAGGACAAGAGUGUACUCAAGCUUGUGGAUUCAGCAUUUGACGAUCUCAUGACUGCCGUGUGCAAAAAGAUUGCCGAAUCAGCUACACAAGUCAAGAUCCAGAGCAAUGAAGAAGGCAUCAGAUUGUAUUCAUUCGUGAAUUAUUAUGUGGAUGAUCUAAAAGUCAGCUGGGGCCACAAUGAUUCAAAGAUAAAAUACACAGACAGAGUUAAAACAGGGGUCACCGGUGAAAUGAUUUGGCUACAGAUCAAUGAACCCACACCAAAUGACAAAGGCAAAUAUUUAAUGGAACUCUUUGAUGGGAAAACAACACAUACCAAAGAUGUUGAUCUGUCUGGACAAGCUUUUGAUGAAGCCUUUGCUGAAUUCCAGAGGCUAAAACAAGCAGCGAUUGCAGAAAAGAAUCGUGCAAGGGUAAUAGGAGGUUUGCCUGAUGUUGUCACCAUACAGGAAGGAAAGUCACUUAACCUUACCUGCAAUAUCUGGGGAGAUCCUGUUCCUGAAGUCACCUGGCUAAAGAAUGAGAGAGAACUGACUUCAGAUGCCAACUGCAUUCUGAAAUUCGAGUCUGGAAAAUAUGCAAGCUUCACUAUUCCCAUGGUCACCACCGGCGACUCGGGCAAAUACUGCAUUCGGGCAAAGAACAAAUAUGGCACUGAGACUAAUGAUUUUACUGUAAGUGUGUUUAAUCCAGAGAUUCACGAGGUUGAAGAGGAAACUCAGCCAGAUGCUAAGAAAAAAUGAAUAGAAAAGCAGAGGAAAUAGGGAGGUUAGGGUGAUGGAAAGUGGUAUACCUGUGUGCUUAAGUGAUUGAAAACUCCUUUAACCUACCUCACUUCUAGGGCGCAAUCACAAAUCAAUCUGGGCAGCUUUCAUGAACUGCCAUAACACAGGAAUAUUUAAGGUUAACAUAACUCUUCUCUAUGUGCGAGAAAAUGUAGUGUAUAUUUUUAUUUCAACCAUGCUGUUUAUAUACCAUAAUUGUGCAUUUGUGCCAACUUCUUAAGAUACCAAACAACCAGAGAUUAUUAGUAGUAUAACUGGGGGAUUCAUUCAGACUUUUUGUCCUAUGUUGUGUAACAUUUGUGAACCACAGCAGUCGAUGGUUGAACGAGAUUUUAGUUUAAUUAGAAAUGCCUUAUAAAUUAGUACAGGGCUGCCUUGCGACAAUUCCCCAUAUGGGUGUCAUAGACUGGUUUUCAAUCAUCACAGAUGGGGUUAUGCAAAAAAAAUAUUCUUCAAAUCUGCCCACAAUGGCUUUAACUGUGUCUGACUUCCCAAGAUAAACCCCACACUUAGUACCCCCUGCUUACAUCACUAACACUCCAAUAACAAAUUAAAUCCAUACGACAUCAUGUUAGAUAUAAGUGUGUAUCAUACAGAAGUCCAAGAAACAUUUAUCAUCUGUGUUUUUUGUAACAUUAACACUUCAGGUUAACAGCCUUUUGUUGUUAAGUCCCAAAACAUGCAAUAGCCUGUGGGCUGUCCUGCUAUGUUAUAUUUUAGCAGGACUUUACUAUCAACCCCCCGAAGAUAUCCUGGAAGGUCGUUACCACACAAAUUAAAAAAUGUAAGCCUUUAAAGGCCAGCAAUAAGAGCAAUUGAUAAUUGACCUGUCUGACACUGGGAUGGUUAAAUCCAAAUAAACUUUCUAGAAACAUGAGGUAGGUGAAAGGACUAGAAAUGUUCAAGGAUUAGUAAAAUGCUUGCUUAUUUAUUUGGAGAGAAGAGAUUGCUGGAUUAAAAUGAACCCUUAAAGCAAUGGAUGGGUGAAUAACUAUAUAUUAACCACCUAUCAGUCACUCAGUAAGGUUACUGGAGUUAAAUGACAUUGUACUGUACACUUACAUAGCUUUGUAAGAGAAAAGCACACUGCAAUACAACUAUUGUGCACUACAUCUUCAAUAAGUGUUACAUUUCAUUUGUGUUUAUUGCGAAGAUUGAAACCCCGUUGUAUGAGUCUUCUCACUGUUCACUAAUAAAUGAAGCACACAAUACCAUCUCUACCUCCA